UGGCAGCUAGUCUUAUGCGCGACCCACUGAUACCAGCCGCUCCUCUCGGUGGAGCAGCGAUUAAUCGUUUCGAUCGAUCGUUACGAUUUCCCAUGAACUGGUGAACGUUCCUCGACCCGGUGACACUUUUCAUUAAAUUUAGUCGAAAGUGUAGCCUCGACUCUUCGAGGGGAGGCGAGCUUCGGUUUCGUUCCAUUUCGUGUGAUCGCGUAAUCUCUGGCCAAAAUCAUCCCACGGAUCUUCUCUUAGUGAUUUAAGGCGUAAUCGCUGGCCAAAGUCAACUUCCGAAGUGAUCGAAGCAGUAAUAUUAUACAGAAUCGUCUUCAGAUGAUCAGAGAGUCUUUAGCCAAAGUAAAGUCUUAAAUGAUUUUAGUUAGAAUCGUCUUUCAAAGUGAUCUGGACGUAAGCUCUGGUCAGAACCGAAGGGACCUGCUAACUGCUGUGAUCUCUCCUGACGGGUAACCCUUUGAGGUGAUCCAAGUGUAAUUUUGGCUAGAAAGUUCUUGUUCCCAGUGAAUCCAUAAUCCUCGUUAAAUACUUAUUCAGAGGGGGCAAGAAUUAUUGAUUUGUGAAUUUAUUGCUUCAAGCUAAUUGAUCUGUGCUCCUUAAAAUUAAUUCGAAAUUAUUCUGUGCAAUCGUUUCCCGUUUAUGAAAUUGCGAACUCUAAUUUCUAUUCAUAAUCUCGUCAAGAGUCUCUUCGACAGUCAGAAAAUAUAAUUUUCCUCGACAGACAGCCUUGAAAUUUUAUUUGAAACGGUGUGCUUUUUCGAAGCCUUGAUGUAAUUUUGACUAUUUCAUUCUGAAAUCGCAUCAUCACGUCAAUCUGACGGUCUCGCACAAAUCUCAAUCACUUGACCGUGCAAUUCUGGCCAAAAUCUCGUCCUGGUAUCAGAUAUUUCGCGUCAAUCAACCUUGCGAGUCUAUUUUCACGGAUUUCGAGUGGUCAACGUGUAAUCUUGACUCUCGGAACAUCUAAGGCAGCACCCAAGCGAAAUCAAAAGGUCAAUUGGUGAUCUAACAUGGUCGUAUUUACGACGUUCUAAAAGUACGAUUUUUAAUAUCGUCCUUUAAAGCAUUUCACUCAACUUGUCAGUAGUGACGAAGUUUCAAGUAAAGAGUGUAAUCUCUGACAAGAUUCGAAUCAACCAGUGAUCAUUACUUCGUUCCAAUAUUUCAAUUGCCUUGCCAAGUGAGACUCGAUCAAGCUCCUGCGAUUCCGAACAGGAUUUCAUUCUUAAAUCAACCUGUGCAAUCCUGAAGUGAAACAGGAUCAGCCCGUGACCACAACGGGCCUCACGUUGGAGAUAUGACGUCCGGCUGCUUCGCACCACCGCCGCUUCGACCACCGAUCGACUUGAACGAUCAAUCUGACACAGUCAAGGGCACCGAUCUGAUAAGAGUGUCGAGGUUUUAUCCAGGCAGCAAAGAAGGGAAAUUCAUUAGUUUCAUCUACGAGGAUACGAGGACACUUUACGACGGUUUCCGAAAAGGUGCCAAAGAGUCAAACAAUGGCCGUUGUCUGGGUUGGAGGGACAGUCCCAGCAAGCCCUAUCAGUGGAUUCACUACAACGAGACCCUGCUCAGAGCGAAGAACUUCGGUUCUGGAUUGAUCUCGUUAGGCUUGUCUCCUGGAUCCCAAACAUUGGUAGGAUUAUACAGUAUAAACUGUCCUGAAUGGAUCCUCACAGAGCAAGGCUGCUACACCUAUUCGUUGGUGGUCGUACCAUUAUACGACACCUUGGGCCCCGAUGCCUGCGCCUUCAUAAUCAAACAGGCUGAGAUCAACGUCGUUAUCUGUGAAAACGACAAGAAGUGCAAUUUGCUCCUGGACAAAGCCCCAAGCCUGAGAAAAUUGAUAGUAAUCAAAGAAGUGAAGCAGACGACAAUUCAGAGAGCGAAGAACCGUGGGGUGGAGGUGCUGAAGUUUGAAGACGUGGAGCGGCUAGGAGCUCAGAAGAAUCAUCCAGAGAUUCCACCGAAGAUCAACGAUCUCUGCACCAUCUGCUACACGUCUGGUACCACGGGCAACCCUAAGGGUGUGAUGCUGACGCAUCAGAACGUGAUGGCAGGUAUCUGCGCGGUCCUGCUGCAACUGGGGGACCAAAAACCUUCGUACAAGGACACUAUGAUCAGUUUCUUACCGUUGGCUCAAAUGUUGCAACGCUGCUGUGAGAACGGAAUGUAUAUGGUCGGUGGUGCCGUGGGAUUUUACAGUGGGAACAUCAAACUUUUAACGGACGACAUGAAGGCUCUCAGGCCAACCGUGAUGCCAGCUGUCCCUAGGCUAUUAAAUAGAAUGUACGACAAGGUUCAAACAGAACUUCAAAGAUCCUGCUUGAAGCGAUUAGUGUUCAGUCUAGGCAUGCGAGCCAAGGAGGGUGAAAUCAAGAAGGGUGUCAUUAGGACCAACAGUGUAUGGGACAAAUUGACUUUUGGAAAGAUCAGAGAGUCGACAGGAGGAAGAGUUAGACUGAUGAUGGUCGGUUCAGCCCCCUUGGCAGGGAACGUGUUAACGUUCACGAGAUGUGCCUUGGGAUGCUUGGUGGUCGAAGGAUACGGCCAGACCGAGUGCUGCGCGCCCAUCACUCUCACGGUCCAGGGCGACGCAACACCGGAACACGUAGGUCCACCUGUGCCAUGUUGCUGCGUGAAAUUGGUCGAUGUGCCGGAAAUGGAGUAUUACGCCAAGAAAAAUCAGGGCGAGGUCUGCGUGAAGGGGACGAACGUGUUCAUGGGCUACUUCAAGGACCCGGAGAAGACCGCCCAAGUUAUAGAUGAGUUCGGUUGGCACCACACCGGGGACGUUGGCAUGUGGCUGCCUAACGGAACGCUGAAGAUAAUCGACAGGAGAAAACACACGUUCAAGCUUUCGCAGGGUGAAUACAUAGUGCCGGAGAAGAUUGAGGGCACCUAUCUGCGGAGCCAGUAUAUUCACCAAGUGUUCGUUCACGGUGAAUCGUUGAAGUCGUGCAUAGUUGGUAUAGUCGUGCCCGACGUGGACGUUGUUAAAUGUUGGGCCGUUGAAAACGGUAUACCAGGCAUGUUGAGCGUGUUGUGCGCUAAUCAACAAGUGAAGCAGUUGAUAAUGGACGACAUGCUGUCCUGGGGGAAGGAGGCUGGCUUAAAAUCGUUUGAACAGGUAAAGGAUAUUUAUCUUCAUCCGGAUCCGUUUUCGGUACAGAACGGGCUUCUAACGCCGAACCUGAUGAUGAAACGACCUCAGCUGAAGGAGUAUUUCAAACCACAGAUAGACGAUCUCUAUCGACACUUGGACUGACACCCAGACUGAUCUUGAGCAUCGUCCACCUUGAUCCUUCAACAUCUUCCAGCUAGCAUUCAAUUCAACACAAGGUCAUCCUCUUUUUUUUUAUUUGUCAGGCAACCGCAGAAUAAAAAUAGUUUCCAUUGAUUUUUAAAAUACGCAUACAUAUAUACGUACAUAUAUCUUUUGUUUUCUGAUUUGUAAAAAAAAUGUAUAUUUUUUAAAAAAUGAUUCUUGUCUUCUUAAUAAUACGAAUUUCCAUUACAGAGAAGUGAAAUUAGAAUUUAAUUCUUUUUAUUUAACAUAAUUUAUUUCCAUAGUUCUCACAUUUUUGCAUAAAAACUGGUAAUAAGUCACUUAUCACCCUCCUUAGAUGUAUACAAUUUGUGUGUAUAAAAAAUUAAAUACCGUUGACUGGAAACAGAGAAGGGAAAAGAACUGAUCUACAGGAAAUAUAAUGUGAAUUAAUUAAUUGAAA
Messenger RNA from Ceratina calcarata, 3740 nucleotides. Its product is annotated as long-chain-fatty-acid--CoA ligase 1. Bases 1307 to 3277 code for a protein of 656 amino acids. NCBI's taxonomy places the organism in Eukaryota, Metazoa, Arthropoda, Insecta, Hymenoptera, Apidae. The transcript has 8 exons. Gene Ontology annotation, biological process: fatty acid metabolic process. Gene Ontology annotation, cellular component: membrane; endoplasmic reticulum. The record is from RefSeq and is a predicted model, not a curated record. Gene Ontology annotation, molecular function: long-chain fatty acid-CoA ligase activity.